Messenger RNA from Owenia fusiformis, 2655 nucleotides. The record is from the annotation of a GenBank genome assembly. Lineage: Eukaryota; Metazoa; Annelida; Polychaeta; Sabellida; Oweniidae.
CUCCGGAAAAACACAGCUUGCUUUACUCUAUGCCAAGAAGUUCAUCAAUGCAAACAAUGAAAGCAAAUGCUUCUGUUUCAACUCACCAUCCCCAGAGGAUAUCCUUGUUGACGGUGAGAAGUUAAUAGAUCAAUGUAAACUGAACAUUCAUACAGACGGUGGAAUGCUUGAGGAAAAGAAUGCUCGAAUGGCUAAAAAGGUUUGGAGACUACUUACUCGCAUUCGUGAUAAAGUAAAAGAAGACAAUCAAAAAACAAUGUUUAUUUUUGACAAUGCAACUUUCGAAACAGCUUGUAUCAUCAAAGAGGUUUUCUUCAAGGUUAGCUCUUUUAUUGUCAUAAUCACUACUAAUGAGAAUGACAAAUUUAUGAAAGGGUUUGAAAAUUUGAAAAUUAAUGUAAAAGGCUAUACUCAGGAGGACGUCAAUGUCUUAGCACUUUGCCAAUAUGAUCAAUUCAAAGAUGAUAUGCAAUGCUUGGCUGAGAAGCUUGAUUUUUUGCCGCUUGGGAUACACGCAGCUUGUCAGUACAUAAUUGAGUCCAACAAUUUAACCGUACGUGAUCUUCUAGCCCGACUGGAUCAAUAUGGCGACCCCCUUACCGGUCUCUUUCAAGAGUCAUACAAAAUGGCUAAUGAGAAAUGCAAGAAUGAUAAUGACAAGCUCCCGCUUAACAUUGUAGCUAUCCUUAGUCCAGAUCCGAUACCAUUUGACGUCCUUGACUGGACAAUACGGGUUAGCCAUCAAGAUCCCUUGUCCGACUCAGAUAUAACACUUAAGAGGGACCAUCUUCUGGGUGAGAUAAAAAGGUUUCACCUUGGGACCGUUGAAAUAAAGGGAUCAGAUAACAAGAUGCUGCGUAUGCAUGAUAUACCAAGAUCAGCAAUACGGGAAAGCUGGACGGAAGAUAAAAGGAUCAAACAUUUCAUAGAAAUGCUUUUAAUCCUUGACGAUCAGGUUGAUAAGGACACACGUCAUGCAAAAGAUUUUAUGUUCUUUCUCAAGGUGAUUCCCCAUGUCAAACAUGCCUUGAAGACCGACCUGUCUGGAGCCCAAAGUCAAGCAGUUGGCAUAAAGAUCCUUCAAAUAAGUCUCCAAGAUAAGUUACAUUAUAUGUAUACACAAACGGGAUUGAUUAGAUACUUCAAAGAAAGUGAAUCUGAAGCUAAACAGCUAUGCUAUUCCCUCAUCGACUUAAACGACGUAACUAGCACUGAGAAGGAUAGGAAGUUUAAUGACAUAACGAGUCAGGAAUUCUUAAAAGAGAAAGCCGAGCUCAUUAACAGUAAAAUGAAACUGUUGGAAAUCCCGAAAGAACCUAAAGACUUCCUCAAAGAGCUUGUUUGUACGAGACGCCUCAAUAAAAGCACUGUUGCACUUUUGAAGACCAAAAUGAACAGCGGUGACGCUGAGCAGUCAAUUACAAAAAAGAAAAGUGAUAACGUUGAACUAGUGGACACAAAAUUGAAUGCAAGCGUGAAGUCGAGACCGCAAAGUACUUUACUACCCGAUGGUUAUCUCACUGAGACCAAAUACAAUAGUUUAGUACAAAGAGGUGCAGCAAUUAGGUUGAAUAAAAUGAAGGAUGUGUUCCUAUUGGAGUUCAUGGCGAAUAUUCUCUACACGCAUGGUCGUAUGUAUUUCUACAAGAACAAAAACAAAGAAGAAGCAAAGGUAUAUGAACAUGACUUGCGCCUCGCUUAUGAGCUCUCUGCCAUAAUCAAAAACGAACAGUUCAAACAAAUAGCCACGUUGCUUUUAGCUGAACGCAAUGGUUUUCUAUACAUCGAUGUAGACAGCAAAGAGAAGGAAAGAAUAAAACACGCGACGGAACGCUACAAGGAGAUGUUGGAUACACAGGGCGAAUACUAUGAGAAAGGAUUGCUGAAAAUAAUACCACAUGAGGAUACAUACCAUCAAAAGAUAUGCAGAAAACAAUUAUUAAAUUGUUACAUAUCCGCAGUUAAAGAAGAAUCAGACCGUGUCAAAAAGCAAGAGAUAUACGAAAAAGGAUGCCAGGAAGCUAGAAAACUACUGAAAAUUCUAGAGGCAGACGAGAAAGCAGAUACUUACAUUAAGUUUGGUGACCUUGAAAUGACAAUGAGUAAAAUUGGUACAAGCCAUGUGGAAAAAGCCAUUGCCAAUUACAAGAGGGCGUUGCAUUUUGAAGAUGAAAAAUCACCUAGUUCACAAAAAGUCGGUCGUAUUAUUGAAGCCCUUUCUAGAAUAACAGAAGCGUUGUAUAUACGUAAGAACAAAAGUGAUUUGAAAAAGGCAGAAAAAUAUGCGAACAGGGCAAUUGGAAUAUGUACGGAAGAACAAAUAAAAAAAGAUAUCAAAGAAAGACUGCAGCAUAUUCUAGACAGUAUAAACACUCCAUAAACAUCAAACGUACAUUCCUUCCCCUCUUCUUCCAUCCCCUCCUCAAUUGCCUCAUUCUUACCAUCCCCUCCUUUACAUCAUCCUCUUUUCCUCCUCUUUUCCCUCCCACUCUUUGUGUGGCUUUUUAAUCGGAUUCUCAGCCAUAUAGCAUAUAACCAACUAUCAAUAGAGGAUGUGCUUCUUAUGACACAUGGUACAUUAUUCAAUUGUAAACCUGUCAACAUGCAUAGUAUAGUCAGAGAAAAUUACAAAGAAAAACAUAUUACAGAGUGUCU